UACUCCUAAGACACCUUUCACUUGACAAAAUCAAACUCAAAUAUCAGAAAUCUCUGUGUCUCUCCUCCUGUCCUCCUCCUCCUCCAAGGCAUGGCCACUUCGCUCGCCAUCCUCUGUCGCGUCCUCGCCAUACUCUUUGUUCUCGUGACCCCCACAACGAGCGACCUUUUGUCUCCCCUAACUCCUUUUCUCCCUCCUUUACAAGACGACGUGUGCAAAGAAGUGGCAUGCGGGAGAGGGAAAUGCAAGCCUUUAGUGAAUGACUCCGCCAUCUUCUUGUACGAAUGCGAGUGCGAUCCUGGUUGGAGAAAAUCCCCUCGUCGUGGCACGGAGCCUCUAAAGUUCCUUCCUUGUACGCUUCCAAACUGUACGAUCGAUUCCUCUUGCAAAAGAGCUUCCUCUCCAGCUCAAGAGAAAGCAAGUGGAGCCAGACAUCCUUCAAUACUUAAUCCCUGCAUGUGGGUCGAUUGCGGAGGUGGGUCGUGCAAGCAAACAUCACAAUAUUCAUACACUUGCGCCUGUGAAGAGGGUUAUAGCAAUCUGCUCAACGUCUCGGCCUUGCCUUGUUUUAAAGAAUGUUCGUUUGGAAUGGAUUGCUUAAACCGAGGGAUUCCUUUUGCAAAUGAAUCUUCACCACCGGAUUCGGGAGACAUUGAUGUGAGCAAAGCUCAUUCGCUUCUACGAGGGAAAUCGUUGUGGCUGGUCCUUUGGGCUAUUCUUCUGGGAAUGCUUGAGCUUCAGAUGAAUUAGGGCCCUCUUGUUGAUACUCCAGCUCGAGACUAUGCUAUUAAAUAUGAAUUAUCGCGCUUUCAAUUGCUAAAGUAUAUGACCAUGCAUUAGUUUUUGGUUGAUUCUUGGAUGCGAAAACAUAUCAAACACGCAACGAAAAGAGGAGUAAUUGAUUUUACUGAGAUUUUUGGUCCGUAAA
Molecule: messenger RNA, 928 nt
Organism: Syzygium oleosum
Lineage: Eukaryota; Viridiplantae; Streptophyta; Magnoliopsida; Myrtales; Myrtaceae
Exons: 6
Coding region: 91-750 (219 amino acids)
Source: RefSeq, a predicted model, not a curated record